Fusarium poae is the source of this 759-nucleotide messenger RNA. RefSeq lists its product as uncharacterized. The record is from RefSeq and is a predicted model, not a curated record. The transcript has a single exon. NCBI's taxonomy places the organism in Eukaryota, Fungi, Ascomycota, Sordariomycetes, Hypocreales, Nectriaceae. The coding region runs from base 1 to 759 and encodes 252 amino acids.
AUGUCCGCUACCAUGAGCGGAAUGACCAGAGCAAACGUAAGCAUGGUUGGUCCUAUGUACUCUGUCAAGAAGAACACAGCCCUAAAGGAUGCGCUCUUCACCCGAACAGCUUUGUUCGCAACUACCACAGCUGCUCUCACACGUCAGAAACAUUGGAGUCCAACUUACUGUAUACCUGCCAACAGGCGUAAGUCUGGAUAUCAGAGUUUGUGCCGAAUCGUGGCCAUGCUGAUGAAAAUAAUUAGGUACUCUGAAGGGCGUGUUGCUCUCUAUGGUUCUGCCACAUUCGUUUCUCGCUCGCCAAUUGACUGCAUUCAUUUCACAAAAGACAUUCCGCGUCGUUCAUGGCCUCAGAAUCUCGAAUUCAACUGUACUUUCAGGCCUGAACUAGAGCAUUCCGUUCCCCUUCUUGAUCUGCUUUACUGGGUUGUGGAUGAUUUCCGCGCAUCCAAAGUAAAGAUCUGGUUGGCAAAGUCCUACUACCAAACUGACAAAGUGAGCAUUCAAGCCCAGCAGAAUACUAUUGAGGCGUUGAAACAUUUCCUAUCCUACUCGAAAAGCGAUACAACUUUCAUAUUGCCAUCAUGCUUCAAGCCAUCAGUUAGGAACUUGACAGUUCGAAGCCCCGGCAAAAUCACUUUCAAAUUUCUGGAACACUAUACUAGCGAUGAGGAACUUGAGCUUACUGGACUAGUGUACCUCGGUAGAAGCUAUAAGUACGGCUACCCAGACGACCGCGACGAUCAAAUCAGCGAUUAG